AUGUUCUCUGCGAUGGCUGCCGCGCAGAAGACGCGGAAGAGGUGAUCUACGAUCUGCAUAUGGGGACGUGAUAAAGUCGUACAGCCCGCAGCGCCUGCGGUUUACUGCGUCGUCAAGAACUUGCGGGUCACUCCCGAUUAUUCUGUUCAGCGCACUUUGAAGUUUAGCGCGAUUCUUCGCGAGGCUCGGGCACGACCUCAUUCGGAGCUUGUCGCCUGCAAAAAUGACGGCCCCGGCGAAACCUUGGGAAACAUGCCCUACAGGUCGCCCGCCUAUACCAACCGCCGGGCAUGUAAACAAUUCUUCAUGGGACGACAACCUUGCAAGUAGCAGUGGUCUGCCAAAUGGACUCGUGGGUCAGCCCCAUGCAACCCACCAGCCCCCAGCUGUACCUCCAAGGCCGAGCCAACAGCCUACCAUGGGUUAUGGCUACGGCUAUGGAUCGUCAAUCUCCCCAUAUUACCCUCGAUAUGGCUAUGGAGCUGGUGCCUAUGGAUACGGUAGCAGCCUAUAUGGGACCGGCGGCCUGUAUGGGACCAGCGGCCUGUAUGGCACCGGCGGCUUGUAUGGGACAGGUGGAAUGUAUGGAGCGGGUGGUUCUUACGGUUCGGGACCCUUGCAACAGUUGGCUGACGAAAGCACCCGAGGCGCAUUUCACUCAGUUGAGGCAGUGGUCCAGGCAUUUGCCUCAGUGAGCAUGCUGCUGGAGUCGACGUACCAGGCUCUGUACAGCUCGUUCCGCGCUGUGGUUGGCGUCGCGGAUCAGUUUGGGCGACUGAAGCUGCACCUGGCACAAACGCUGUCGGCGCUGGCCCUGGUGCGCUCUCUUCGAUGGCUCUUUCUGCGGGCAUGGUACAUGCUGCGAGGCCGCAGUGGUGUGACUGAGGCUGCCUGGAGCCAAGCAACCAGGGCAGGGCCAGCAGUACCCUCUGCAGGCCCACCUCGACCGGACGGCUCUUCCUGGCCUCUUGUGGCUUUCUUUGGCUUUGUUGUAGGUGCACCCUGGCUCUUGUGGAGGAUCUUCAGUGCAGCUGCCCAUAGGGAGGCACGGUGGGCAUCGGGGGAGGAAGAACACCACGUGGCCGUUGCACUGUACGACUUCCAGCCCGAGGCACUUAGUGAGAUUGCAAUGAAGGCCGGCCAAGAGCUGCGCCUUGCACCAAAAGAGCUGCAGCCUAAAGUGCGCGGUUGGCUGCUGGCCAGCUUGGACGACGGUCGCCAAGUGGGACUGGUGCCGGCAAACUACGUCAAGGUGCUCGGAGUGAGGCAACCCAACAAGGGUGCAACGGCGGAAGCCGCACCGGCACCACCCUGACUCCCUGCUUAGCCUUAUUGUAUUUGUACAUAGUGCGUGGAUGCUGUAACAUUAAAGGGGUACUGACAUGAAAA
This is a messenger RNA of Rhipicephalus sanguineus (brown dog tick), 1389 nucleotides long. It is a transcript of the gene Pex13, whose product is annotated as probable peroxisomal membrane protein PEX13. Gene Ontology annotation, biological process: protein import into peroxisome matrix, docking. The record is from RefSeq and is a predicted model, not a curated record. Gene Ontology annotation, cellular component: peroxisomal importomer complex; peroxisomal membrane; peroxisome. Lineage: Eukaryota; Metazoa; Arthropoda; Arachnida; Ixodida; Ixodidae. The transcript has 7 exons. Gene Ontology annotation, molecular function: protein binding. The coding region runs from base 224 to 1315 and encodes 363 amino acids.